Molecule: messenger RNA, 907 nt
Organism: Musa acuminata subsp. malaccensis (wild Malaysian banana)
Lineage: Eukaryota; Viridiplantae; Streptophyta; Magnoliopsida; Zingiberales; Musaceae
Product: putative 4-hydroxy-4-methyl-2-oxoglutarate aldolase 2
Biological process (GO): regulation of RNA metabolic process
Molecular function (GO): ribonuclease inhibitor activity
Source: RefSeq, a predicted model, not a curated record
AGGUGAUGUAGCCUUCUUGCGCUUUCUGCCAUCUUCGAUUCGAAGCCCAGAGUCGCCGCACGAACCGCCUCGAUCCGUCGCAUAAAUCUCGAUUCCCUGAGAUUGGACACGAACUGGAGCGGGCGAUGGCUGCUUUGCAAUUGGCAACUGCUGAAGUUUGCGAUGCUAACCCUCACCUAAUCCUCAGUGGUGAGCUUCGUGCGCUACACCCAAUCUUCCAAAUAUACGGGCGCAGACAGGUUUUCUCUGGCCCAAUUGUGACUCUCAAGGUCUUCGAGGACAAUGUUCUUGUGCGUGAAUUCCUGGAGGAGAAGGGUAACGGCAGAGUUUUGGUUGUCGAUGGGGGUGGAAGCAUGCGCUGUGCGAUACUAGGUGGAAAUCCAGUUCAACAAGCUCAGAACAACGGGUGGGCCGGUAUAGUUGUCAAUGGCUGCAUCAGGGAUGUUGAUGAGAUCAAUGGCUGUGAUAUCGGUGUACGAGCUUUGGCUUCUCAUCCGAUGAAGGCUAACAAAAAGGGGAUAGGUGAGAAGCAUGCUGCGAUAAAUGUUGCAGGAACAAGGAUCUGUGAUGGCGAAUGGCUUUAUGCAGAUACUGAUGGUAUCCUUGUUUCAAGGACAGAAUUGACAGUUUGAAGUCCUGGCUUAAUGUCGAUCUCUGCCAUGGCACUAGCAACCCACUGCUACUGAUUGUUCUCAACCUACGGCUUCUCCAAAUAUUUAUGUGCACUUGUAUUGAUUACAUCUUUUUGUUUACGGGUGAUUGAUGUGUACCACGGUGAGUAGGAACUCAUCUGAGAAAUGCCAUGAUGAACAAUAAGGGCCAUUUCUGGUGUUUAUGUUUCUAGUGUCUGUAGAAGAAAUAACUAUACUAUUUCAAUCGAGACGGUCAAAUCUUAUUAGUUUGUUCU